Messenger RNA from Pantherophis guttatus, 3847 nucleotides. RefSeq names its product DNA polymerase delta 1, catalytic subunit (gene POLD1). Gene Ontology annotation, molecular function: 3'-5'-DNA exonuclease activity; DNA-directed DNA polymerase activity; nucleotide binding. Gene Ontology annotation, cellular component: delta DNA polymerase complex. The record is from RefSeq and is a predicted model, not a curated record. NCBI's taxonomy places the organism in Eukaryota, Metazoa, Chordata, Lepidosauria, Squamata, Colubridae. Gene Ontology annotation, biological process: DNA-templated DNA replication; base-excision repair, gap-filling; nucleotide-excision repair, DNA gap filling.
CGAAGUCAGUAGCAGGCGAUAGCAAAUGGGGCAAGGGUUGGCAUGGCAACAAGGGAGUGGCAUGCCAGGCUCCUCCCCACAGCUUGUUGGCGGGAGAAUGGCUGAGCAAUGAGGUGACGUGCGGGAUCCAAGCGAGGCAAAAAUUGAAAGGACACGGUAACUGUUCUCAAGCAAGUUGGACUUGAUUUUAAGUGGAUAAAUUCUAACCAAAUGAAAGAGUUAAGCAGCCCUUAAUUUGGAAAGCCAAGAUGGAAAACAAGAGGAAGGUUUCCGUGAGAAGCAUUGGUAUUGGGGACUUUACCCCAUCACAACAGAAAAGGCCAAGAGGAGGAGACUGGGAUGAAGAUGGUCCUUCACAAUUUGAAGAAGAGCUGGCUUUUCUGGAUGAGGUGGAGGCUGAGGUGGCUCUAGAAAUGAAAGAAGCACAGUUAUCAUCUGAUGCCAUUCCCCUUGGUAACCUCUUCUCAUCAGUACACAACCCCAAGUGGCAGAGGCCUCUGCCUCCCAAAAUAAAUCCCAAAGAGGCAGGCCUGUGUUUCCAGCAAGUGGAACUAGACUAUUAUGUGGGCUCUCACAUCCCUGGAUUCCCUGGUUGUACCCAAGGUUCUGUACCUGUCCUGCGAAUGUUUGGUGUCACUGCAGCUGGCAACAGUGUCUGUUGUCAUAUCCAUGGUUUUGCACCUUAUUUUUAUGUACCUGCUCCACAUGGAUUCCAAGCAGAGAAUCUGGCUGAAUUUCAACGGGAACUGAAUUCAGCUGUGAUCCGGGACAUGCGGUCCAACAAGGAUGGUUUGAACCAAGUUGUUCUGGCAGUGGAGAUCUGCAAAAAACAGAAUAUGUAUGGUUUUCAUGGACCACAUCUCUUAUCCUUCCUGAAAAUUACAAUGGCACUGCCUCGGCUAAUUGCUCCUGCCAAGAGAUUGCUGGAACAAGGGCUGCGAUGUGGAACACUGGGGACACACAAUUUUCAAGCCUUUGAAGCCAAUAUUGAUUUUGAAAUCAGGUUCAUGGUAGACCGGGAUAUUGUUGGCUGUAACUGGAUUGAAUUGCUUGCUGGAAAGUAUCGCCUGCGACAAGAAGAGUCUGCUGGAGAAUCUGAUAAGGAGAAUCCACGCAAGGUGUCACUCUGUCAGUUGGAAGCUGAUGUGGCUUGGAUGGAUUUCAUUAGCCAUCCACCUGAGGGAGAAUGGCAACGUAUAGCUCCCUUGCGUGUCCUCAGUUUUGAUAUUGAAUGUGCUGGACGUAAAGGCAUUUUUCCUGAACCUGAGAAGGACCCAGUAAUCCAAAUUGCCAAUAUGGUUCUACGUCAGGGUGAAAAGGACCCUUUUGUGCGUAAUGUCUUCACACUACAAAACUGUGCCCCCAUUGUGGGCUCUCAAGUGCUUUGCUUCUCAAAGGAGGAUGAACUUCUUAAGACUUGGGCAGAAUUUAUACGAACUGUAGAUCCUGACAUCAUCACCGGCUAUAACAUCCAGAACUUUGACCUUCCUUAUCUCCUCACCAGAGCCCAGACUCUCAAGGUCAUCCCAUUUCCCUUCCUGGGUCGUAUUCUUUCCCGCAAGUCUGUCAUCCGUGACUCUUCCUUUCAGUCUAAGCAGAUGGGACGGAGGGAGAAUAAAGUCAUUAACAUGGAAGGCAGAGCCCAAUUUGAUCUACUUCAGGUUUUAUUGAGGGAUUACAAAUUACGCUCCUACACAUUGAACGCUGUCAGCUACCACUUCCUGCAGGAGCAGAAGGAAGAUGUCCAGCAUUCUAUUAUUACAGACUUGCAGAAUGGUUCAGAUCAAUCACGUCGGCGACUGGCUGUGUACUGCCUCAAGGAUGCCUAUCUGCCCCUGCGGCUUUUGGAGAAGCUCAUGUGUGUCAUCAAUUACAUGGAGAUGGCAAGAGUCACUGGGGUACCUCUUGGCUAUCUCCUAGCCCGGGGGCAACAAAUCAAAGUGGUGUCCCAACUUCUGCGGCAGGCUAUGAAGCAGAAUCUGGUGAUGCCAGUGGUGAAGACAGAAGGUGGGGAGGACUAUGCAGGUGCAACUGUCAUUGAACCUCUGAAAGGCUAUUAUGAUGUGCCAAUUUCAACCUUGGACUUCUCCUCAUUGUACCCUUCAAUCAUGAUGGCUCACAAUCUGUGCUAUACUACUCUUUUACAACAGGGGGCAGUUGAGCGCUAUGGGCUUUCCCCAGAGCAGUUCAUUCGCACCCCUACGGGGGACCAUUUUGUGAAGUCAUCUGUUCGUAAAGGUCUUCUGCCUGAGAUUUUGGAAAACUUGCUGGCUGCUCGUAAGAGGGCCAAGCUAGAAUUGAAGCAGGAGACUGACCCAUUUAAGCGACAGGUGCUGGAUGGACGGCAGUUGGCUCUCAAGGUCAGCGCCAAUUCUGUUUAUGGAUUCACUGGGGCCCAAGUAGGCAAACUACCUUGCCUUGAAAUAUCACAGAGUGUGACUGGAUUUGGGCGUCAGAUGAUUGAGAAAACAAAGCAACUGGUAGAAUCCAAGUACACUAUUGCCAAUGGAUAUAAGGCUGAUGCAAAGGUUAUAUAUGGGGACACAGAUUCAGUGAUGUGUCGUCUGGGUGUGGAAUCAGUUGCUGAAUCCAUGGAAAUAGGCAGGGAAGCAGCAGCCUGGGUCUCCAGCCAUUUCAUUCCACCCAUCAAAUUGGAGUUUGAGAAGGUAUAUUUUCCAUAUCUCCUGAUCAAUAAGAAGCGCUAUGCUGGCCUGUACUUUUCCUCCAAUUCUGAUAUGCAUGACAAGAUGGACUGCAAGGGCAUUGAGACUGUGCGUCGAGACAAUUGCCCCCUGGUGGCAAACCUUAUCAACACCUGUCUACAGAAGCUGCUCAUAGAUAGGGACCCUUCUGGGGCUGUCACCCAUGCCAAGGAAGUGAUCUCGGACCUGUUGUGCAACAGAGUUGACAUUUCACAGUUGGUGAUCACCAAGGAAUUAACACGCACUGCAGAUGAAUAUGCAGGGCGCCAGGCUCAUGUGGAAUUGGCCGAGAGGAUGCGUCGGCGAGAUCCUGGCAGUGCUCCCAACUUGGGAGAUCGAGUUCCUUAUGUUAUUAUCAGCGCAGCCAAGGGUGUUGCAGCGUACAUGAAAUCUGAAGAUCCCAUCUAUGUGUUGGAGAACAACUUGCCUAUUGAUACCCAGUACUAUCUUGAGCAACAACUAGCUAAGCCUCUCUUGCGUAUCUUUGAGCCUAUCUUGGGAGAGGGCAAAGCUCAGAAUGUUUUACUGAAGGGAGAACAUACUCGCUGCAAAACAGUAUUGACAGCCAAAGUUGGAGGACUCAUGGCUUUUGCAACUAAACGAAGCACCUGCAUCGGUUGCCGGGCUGUGCUCAACCACCACGGUGCUGUGUGCAAGUUCUGCCUGGCUCAUCAAUCUGAACUUUACCAGAAGGAGGUGACCCAUCUAAGCUGUUUGGAAGAAAAGUUCUCUCGUUUAUGGACACAAUGUCAGCGUUGCCAAGGGAGCUUACAUGAAGAUGUACUGUGUACCAGUCGUGACUGCCCCAUCUUUUACAUGCGGAAAAAGGUUCAGAAGGAUCUUGAUGAUCAAGAAUUGCUGAUUUCCCGCUUUGGCCCCCCUACUUGGUGAUUGCUCAUUCUCAUCUGACGGGAAUCAUAUAUAUCUGUUUACAUCUAGAAUUAAGGCGCAGCCACAUUUAAGAAACUGUCAGGGGAAAAUUACUGGCAUUGGCACUAUUCUGCAUUAUAAACCCCAUUAUCAGAAUUUGGGAGGACACAAACUGCAUAUUGCAGAAGAAAUAUAGCUUGGCUCCAAAAAGCUCCUUGUAGAGUUGUAUGUUUGUAAUAAAUUUCUACUAAUAAAAAUUAGCUCUUUUUCCUGCA